AUGGCAUCGAUUCUAGCCUCACAUCCAAACGACCUGAAACAGAUCCUCCCCAUAUCUCCGAACCCCUCACCCAUCGACGCAUCGAAUCCUUCCGGCCGUGGUCGGCAAAGAAGUCGCUCACUUGAGAAUGAGGGCGCCGAGCAGGAUGUGAAGGCCGACGGCCAUAACGGCGCGUCCUCCAACUCGGAUGGCCCUGGACCGGCCAGGAAACGGAGACGAAGUCGGAAGGGUCUCGACAAAAGAUUUGAGUGCUCUGCUGAGGGAUGCGGGAAGAGCUACUCAAGAGCAGAGCAUCUGUACCGCCACCAGCUAAAUCACAACUCGAAGCAGACCUAUCACUGCAACUUCCCCAACUGCACGCGAACUUUCGUGAGAGGAGAUUUGCUGAAGCGGCAUAUGGACAGACAUGCCGCAAAAGGCUCUCAGCUCAACCAGAGGGACUCUGUAGCAGGGAAUAUCGCCCCAGUGAUUGCUCCUGGCAAUGGUGCCGGUGUUGGAGUAGGAGUUGGUGCAAACUCACCCGAGUUUAAUCGCCCGGUCGAUUAUUCAAAGGCUCACCCCUCCAACAUGCCAUAUCAAACAGCCCUAGACGCGAACGGGAACCCUUACUCGCCCAUGAUGAAUACUCCCACCGGAAUGUAUCCAAAUGGGCAACUACCCGACGGCCUGGGAAGCUACAUGUCCCCAAACCCUGGUUAUGAUAGCCGUACACCCCAACUUAGCCAGCCACAGUCCCCUUCGGUGGCACAGAGACAGUCAAUGUCGGCCAGUAACACACCAUUCAACGUCAUGUCGCCGAUCGCAAACCAGCAGGCCUUUCCAAACCAGCAAAACAAUAUGGCCCAGGCCAGCACAUUUGUCAGUCAGCAGAAUGUGAUGCCCAUGAACCUGCCUCCAGCACAAUACUCGAACCCCCAGAACUCGGUUGUCGGCACCUCGGCAGAGUACACGGAGCCUGGAACAACCCAGGCGAGUGAGUUGAUGAUGUUGGAUCAGAUGGCUAUGCCCGCAACUGUCCCUGUCUUUGGAGAAGCUGGCGAUCUCAACAAGUCACCUUAUGUCGGAAUGCCCGAGGACUUUAUGGCAUAUCUCUUCAAUUCGCCCGGCCAGGCCAUGACCCCUGUAGUUGGCCCAAGCUACACAAACUACAGUGAAUUGCAAGGUAACCAGUUCAAUAUGUCUCUUCUGGGCACCGACAGUGCUUCGAUGGGGUAUUUCCCGACUGCUCCUCAACAAGUGAUGGCCGUCAACAAUCUUUUGGAUCAACAAGUACCAGAAGCGACAAUAUCCGAGGAGAAGAGUCAGGAGCUAUUCGAUUUUAUUAGGGAGCGCUUCCAUGACAACAAGCACUCUCCGUCUGAACGCCAGUGGGAUGAUAUUCUUGAGGGCGACCGCAUGAACAACGACCAUAUGCUCAGCAAGAGGAUGAUGCAGGCAUACAUUGGCUCUUACUGGUAUCACUUCAGCGACCAGAUGCCUAUCCUUCACAAGCCAACGUUCUCUCCUGACAAGACACCAAACCUCCUUUUGCUCUCCAUGAUGGCUAUCGGAGCUGCGUGUCUAGAUCGAACGCAUGGGCACAAGGUUACAAAGGCUGGCGCUCAGCUCUCGAAUUUCCUUGCUUGGCACUUGCGCUGGGACAUUUUCAUGGACGUCAGCUUCCGGCCUCCUGCGAAGCUGUGGGUGUUCCAGGCUCUCAUUCUUCUCGAGCUAUACGAAAAGAUGUACUCAUCAAGAGAACUGCACGAGAGAGCUCAUAUCCACCAUGCUACCACCAUCACUUUAAUGCGGCGAGGCCGUUCUCUGAUUGGAAAAUCGGCCUUGGACUCACCACCGAACCCUCGAGAUGGGUCCAACGGAUCACGACAGUCGUCCACCUCGAGCUCGACUGGAACUGCCGACAAGUGGUGGGAGCAUUGGGUUACGAACGAAGCGACCAGGCGCGCAGCCUUUGCCGCUUUUAUUGUCGACUCGAUUCACGCUACUAUGUUUGGCCACUCGGCGGUAAUGGUCGCUCACGAGAUGAGACUUCCCCUUCCCUGUGACGAAUCCAUGUGGCGGGCUGGAAGUAGCUCUGAGGUCUGGCGGAUCGAGUCAAACCUGAUGUCAAAUGGAAUCAAGCCGACCUCGUUCUUGGAGGGUCUUAAGCGAACGCUGAGCGCUCAGGAGGUGCACACAACCUCGUUCGGGAGAACCGUGUUGAUGGCAGGUCUCUUGAGCGUGUCGUGGCACAUGCAUCAGCGGGAUCUUCAGGUCAAUGUGCUAGGCGGUGGUAUUAUCCAGGCUCUUGGUGGCCGAGAUCGAUGGCGUGCCACACUUACUCGCGCGUACGACACGUGGAAGGUUGACUUUGACAAGCAUCUGGAUCGCAGCGAAUCUUCGGAUCCCUAUCGAGAUGACGCCCUGAAGCGAAACGAGUUCAACGUUGUGUUUGAGAGCCGCACGGUUCUGCACCACUUGGCACACAUGGCCAUGCAUGCGGACAUUGUGGAUUGCCAGAUGUUUGCGCGAGCGAAGCGUCUUCUUGGCCGUGCUAUUGGCCCGCAAGAGUUCAACAGCGCUCAGAGGCGUAUAAAGGACCACUGGGCUCAUUCGGCUCGAGCGAGAGAUGCAGCCUUUUAUGCACUGAAGUUCUUGUGCUCUGUACUGGCCCCUGAUCAGGUGACACCCGCACAUGCAGGAGGUUACCAUCUGGAUGAGCCGUACGAUGCCCGUGAUGACGUUCUCCUGAACCGACCUUGGGUGCUGUACUUUGCGGCGCUGGUGGUCUGGAGCUACGGUUUUGCGCUUGAGGGAGCUUGUCCGGAGGUGCCGCUACCAACGAAUCGACAGGAGAAGCUCCAACACAUGAGGAACUACUUUGUCAAGUUCGGUACCAUCGAGAACCCAGGCAACUUGCAGGGCAGGACAGGAAUCAACGCGAACACUGCACUCCUGAUGAUCCUCAAGGACACUUUCGAGGGGACACGAUGGGAGCUCUUGCACGAAGCGGCGACUCUGUUGAACAACUGCAUCAUCCUCAACCAGGGCGGGACAAUACAUUAA
Molecule: messenger RNA, 3045 nt
Organism: Fusarium vanettenii 77-13-4
Lineage: Eukaryota; Fungi; Ascomycota; Sordariomycetes; Hypocreales; Nectriaceae
Exons: 4
Coding region: 1-3045 (1014 amino acids)
Biological process (GO): DNA-templated transcription; regulation of transcription by RNA polymerase II
Cellular component (GO): chromatin
Molecular function (GO): zinc ion binding; RNA polymerase II cis-regulatory region sequence-specific DNA binding; DNA-binding transcription factor activity, RNA polymerase II-specific
Source: RefSeq, a predicted model, not a curated record